This is a messenger RNA of Oncorhynchus gorbuscha (pink salmon), 1871 nucleotides long. Its product is annotated as synaptonemal complex protein 3-like. Gene Ontology annotation, biological process: spermatid development; meiotic cell cycle. The coding region runs from base 698 to 1423 and encodes 241 amino acids. Gene Ontology annotation, cellular component: synaptonemal complex. NCBI's taxonomy places the organism in Eukaryota, Metazoa, Chordata, Actinopteri, Salmoniformes, Salmonidae. The record is from RefSeq and is a predicted model, not a curated record. The transcript is spliced from 7 exons.
GCUUUUGCAAUUCAAUUAGUGUGGGCCAAUGAAUCAACUGAAAAGCCAUAAACAGUGGGAAUAUCAACGCUGACACAAAGUAACACCAGAGCGGGUUCUCUUAACACAACUGUAUCGAUGUUUCUACCAAUCAAACAUUGUAUCCACCAACAAAGUGAUGUCAUUUGUCCCCGCACUCAAUCCGCGUGCCAACGUUUUUCCCGCGCCAGAUGUUCAACUGGUGACUUUACUCCAAGUUUAGCUAUUUCAGACGAAGCUAAACUAGCUUUCAUGACUAUAUUUACACAUAUUUCAAAACGUUUGAAACCAAAAUUUUGAAGCAAAAGAAGGAUUUUUACUUGGAUAGCCUAUUCUGUUUGAAAAUAGGUCAGUAAAAUUGAUUUCACACCUGGCACUAGAUUGUUAACAGUGGUUAGCUGCUAGCUAGCUAACGGUAGCAAGCAUAUACAGUAGGCUAAAGUUGUCAUUUGAACCAGUUCUUUGGCACAUUUAUUUUCUUUAUUGACAACUAGCAAGAAAUGGCAAUGCACAAGGGACAUGCUCAGAAAGGCAAAGCAAAAGGCACUAUAACCAACUCAGGCAAACCCUAUAUGGAGGACUUCAAUGAGAGUUUCAACAAUGAAAACCUGCCAGUAGUUGAGGCAGAGGCUUUGAGAGGAAGGAAACAGAUGAUGAUAUUGACAUCAAAGGAGGGGAUAUGAUGACCAUGUUGGACAGAUUUGGAGCGGACAUCAACAAAGCCUUCCUGGCAAAACGCAAACGUUUGGAAACGUUCACUAAGUCCUCUGUGAAGACUAGCCAUCAGAAGAUUGAGCAGUUAUGGAGGGUCCAACAAAGAGACAGGAGUAAAGUGACAGUGGAUUACUGCACCCAGUUCAAUGCAGUCUUCAGUCAGUGGGACACAGAUGUGCAGAAGUCCGAGGAUAAUGAGGAGAAACUACUGAGUAUGUUCCAGCACCAGCAGAAGAUGUUUAAGCACAAGAGGGCCUCCCAGAGCCAGAGACUGAAGACUCUCAAGCAGCUGCUGGAGCAGUACAUCCAAGUAUACAUCCAAGUAUAUUAUCUCAUAGUAUUCUUUAACAUGGUGAUUUUAAAUCUAUGUCUCAGUUGGUUUUCUCAUGCCACCUUGUUUUGCUGGGCUGGAGCCUUGAUACGAUGGAGAAGACCCAUGUCAGCCAGCAGGGUGCUGCACAGGGCGAGCUGCACCAGGAGAUGGCACUGUUUCAGAAAAAGAUUCUCAGUGACACACAACAGCAAGAGAUGGCUACAGUGCGCAAGUCUCUGCAGAAUGCAGGGAGCUGAGAAGAAUCAACUCCAUCGAAAUGCUUGUUGUGUGUACAUAUCUCUAAGCUGGGUUGCCUGUUCUACUUUAGUUUAUGGAUGUGUUUCAGAUAUAACUUUACAAUUUCCAGAUAAGUGUUAAACAUCUCAGGAACCACAUAUACCUGAUCCAGUAAUCUGCAAAUAACUUUUGAAAUCUUGUGUGUUGUGUACAUGUAACAUUGCAUUUCUGUUGUGAACUGCUUCAUUCAAAAGAUCAACAUUGUGUCAGCUGAGGGUUCCAGACUGAAAGUGUUGAAGUCAAAGAGGGAUGUCAUUCACUUAAAUUCUUAUUUCGGUCUUCAUAUUUUGGAGUUCUGGUUUCAUAUGUUUAAUCUACUUAAUUGAUCCCUGAUCGAGAGGGGGGUUAUGGAGAACAUAAGACUUCUCGUUACUAAAAUGUUGUCAGGAAUUAAGACCAUCUGUUAUUGUAAAUAUACACUGAGUGUACAAAACAUUAGGGACACCUUCCUAAUAUUUAGUUGCACUCCCUUUUGCCCUCAGAACAGCCUCAAUUCGUCAGGGAAUGGACUCUACAAGGUGUUGAAAGU